GGUGUGCGCAUUGGCAUUUGCCCCCCUCCCUCCCUCCCUCCCUCCCUCAGCGAAAGGAGGCCAGACAGGCAGAGAGAGCGCAGGGCUUGCAAAGUGCUUCCCUCGCACUUCAUCACAACCAUUGAGCUUUAGGAUUAUGGCUUCCGAGGAGCUGUAUGAGUGGGACUUGGACCAGCUGGAAAUAUGGACUGAAAAAUGGUACAGUCGGCCCUCCUUAUCCGCGGAUUCAACGAACUGCGGAUCGGGAAAUCCCGGAAGUUCUCUCUCCAGCACUCGUCGUUUGAGCAGGUAGAGAGAAUUGUGGCCAAGAGGAAAAAUAAAAAGGGGCGAACAGAGUACUUGGUCCGAUGGAAAGGUUAUGACAGUGAUGAUGACACAUGGGAACCAGAACAUCAUCUGGUGAAUUGUGAGGAGUAUAUUCUGGAGUUUAACAGGCAGCACAGUGAUAAGCAAAAAGAUGGACCUUUUUCCAGAGCAAACAAACAUUCUUUAAACAAUGCUCGCAAACAAAUUUCCAGGUCGACCAACAGUUCUCUGUCAAAGUCUUCUCCCAGAUCACCAGGAAUUGGUAAAGACACUGACUCAAAAAACUCCAGCCAGUUUUUGUCAAGUCACCAGAAAUUCCGAAAAACCAGCUCUCAAACUCUAUCCAGUAGGAAGACAAUGGACCUUACUAAAUCAGGCAUCAAAAUCCUGGUUCCCAGAAGCCCUCUAAAGAAUAGGAUAGUAGUUGAUGGCUUUCAGGAUAAUUCAUCAGAUAGAUUUGAUCAAAUGGCACAGAAUCCAGACUCUGUAGCACCAGACCUGGCUAUUGAAAAGCCAUUUGGGACUUUGCUUGUCCCUGGAACAGAGAGAGCAAGAAUGGGAACCAGGCCAAGAACGCAACCAUCGUCACCCCAGCUGCCACUUCCAGUCACAGGGGCCAUGGCUUCUGCAUUAUCAUUUAAUGGAAAAGGUACUCCUACUUUCUUGGACACUUUGGGGGCUAAUGGUACAGCGACUAUUCAAAGUUCAGUAACAGGAGUUACAGGAAACAAAAGGAAAUUUUUUGAUGACAGACGGGACCAACCUUUUGAUAAGAGAUUAAGGUUCAGUGUGAGACAAACUGAAAGUGCCUACCGAUAUAGGGAUAUUGUUGUCAGGAAACAAGAUGGGUUUACACACAUUUUACUUUCUACUAAAUCAUCAGAAAAUAAUUCCCUAAAUCCAGAGGUUAUGAAGGAAAUGCAGAGUGCUCUGAAUACUGCAGCAGCUGAUGAUAGUAAAUUGGUUUUGCUAAGUGCCGUAGGAAGUGUCUUUUGUUGUGGUCUUGAUUUUAUUUAUUUCAUUCGACGACUAACAGAUGAUCGAAAGAGAGAAAGUAUUAAAAUGACAGAGUCUAUCAGGAGUUUUGUCAAUACUUUUAUUCAAUUUAAGAAACCAAUCAUAGUGGCCGUGAAUGGUCCUGCAAUUGGUCUUGGAGCUUCCAUUUUACCCCUUUGUGAUGUGGUGUGGGCCAAUGAGAAAGCAUGGUUUCAGACUCCUUAUACUACUUUUGGACAGACUCCAGAUGGAUGCUCAUCUCUGACAUUUCCCAAAAUAAUGGGUUUAGCUUCAGCGAAUGAAAUGCUAUUCAGUGGACGAAAGUUGACUGCACAGGAAGCAUGUGCUAAAGGAUUGGUAUCACAGGUUUUCUGGCCCGGAACAUUCAGUCAGGAAGUUAUGGUCCGCAUUAAGGAACUAGUCACAUGUAAUUCUCUUGUACUUGAAGAAUCCAAAGCUCUUGUUCGAAAUGCCAUGAAGGGUGAUCUGGAACAGACCAAUGAAAAUGAAUCUGAUGUUCUAAGGAAAAUUUGGAGCUCUUCUCAGGGGAUGGACUCAAUGCUGAAGUACCUACAAAAGAAAAUUGAUGAGUUCUGAAAAUGCUUUUAUUGGAAAAUUCUUUCCUGCUGGGUUGCCUGUUGGCUUCAGAAUGCUCUCACAUAAAAAUAGAGGCACAGGAGAAACCGUCAAAAGACACAUUCUUGAGUGGCAUCUGCUCAGAAACAAGCAUCGAUGGUGGAAGCUGAAGAUGUUCAUUAGUCAAAAUCUCAACAGGAGAGAAAGCUGUGAGAGGUUAAUAAUUGGUGUGCACUACCAAACCUUGCAAUUGUCUUUGCUUAUCCAGUAGCUUUUGUCCUUUACAGUUACUGCACUCUACUGCACUUUCCAGAUCCAAAUGCAUUGUAUGGUGUGUUUGUGACAGGAAAGUUUGAAAAACACUCAGCUUCAAAAAUGGGAGGAAAGAAAACGGGUACUAACUAGCCCCCUUCUCACUGCCAGAGAGUAAUGAGGCUGGUUUAAAUUAGAAUAUAAAUACUGUCAAAAUUCCUAAAAAAAAAGGUCAUACGUAUAUUGUUUGGGGAAGAGGAUUACAAUUACCUCAACAACAAAAAAGAACAAAAAAAAGUGUGAUUUCUGACAGUGGAUCCAAUCUCUAACAUAAAUCCUUAAGACUAUACAUAUCCCUUCAAAGAGUCUGUGUGUACAUGUUAAAUGUGCUCAGGAGAUGUGUAUUAAACGUUUGACCCAGUUCCAGAAUUUAUUAGUAUGUUAUCCAAUAAGCAUGAAGAAACCACUGGCUCCUUAAGAAAAGCUCGCCUUGCAGUAUUAGUGAUUCUUUGUGAAUCUUAUAUACGGAAACAACAUAAGUUAAAGAUUAGUUUUAGUGUUUUAUAAAGAGUGGGUUUUUCCAUUUUUUUUAAUCAAAUACAAUAUACUUCUGUUUCUGGGUGAAUAUAAAUUAUAGAAAGAGCUUAUGUUUCUUUGCCAGUUACAAUGUAUUACACCAAAAAUGCUUUAUGAAUUCAUAACUAUGGUUUUAGUACCACUUUAGAAACAUUUUCUUAAUUUAAUAAGUUUUUUUAAAGAAAUUCCUUUUGGCACACUAUUCAAAAAAAAUUCAAAAAAAUCCUAAAAGUAGGUAAUUCUUGUAUCUUUUUGUUUAAAUGUUACACUAUGACAUGUUCUUAAUGGUGCCCCAGAUAAGUAGUAUUGUGCAUUCCUUUUAGGAGUGGUAAUUAAUUCCUGUUUGCAGAUAUCUCCUGGAUAUGGUUAUCUGCACUUGCAAUCUUCUCUGAAUGUAUUAAUGGAAAUUAAAUCUUAUUUUUGUACAGUUUAUUUGUUUGUACUUAGAAAUGAUCACCUCCCUUCCUAGUGGAGAGCUGUACAUUGUGUAAAUCUGCCUUUACUUUGGAUUGGUACAGUAUUUUUGCAUCUGUGGGACCUACUUUUUGUUCAGUAGUUUAAACUAUAUUAUAAACUGUACAAUCUGUAAAGUUUUAUAGGUUAUUAAUUAAAAUGAGCUGUGAAAAGAUCUGGAUAAAAUAAACUAAUAUUUCAUAUUCAAAGCACACCAAAUUGUAAAGCUUAUUGAACCAGUUCUGACCCUAUAUUCACAGCGUACAUGUGCAUUAUAGUUGUGAGAACUGGCCUAGAAACAGUCAUGAGUAAAGUCAGUAAAUUGACAGAGAACAGGAACAGAAAGGUUCAUGUUUUACAUAUUCUGUAACAGCCGAGCUUCAAGGAAAAUAAUCUACACACUAAUUUCUGCAAAUAUGUGCCAGUCAGGGCACAUGGACACACAGUGAGGGGAUAUUAGCUUUUUAUCUUAAUUAUGCAACACCUUACUGAGAUAUAAUGUCUUGAUUUUAUUAAUGAUUUCAAUUUAAAAUUAUGUUUGGUGACAAAUGCAUAGAAAUAAAUGUCCAUAAGGUUUAAUUAAAUUCUGAAAUUUAAGCCUUUUGAAUUUUGAUUAUAUUGGUUAAUGUCAUUGAGUGAGUGCUUUGCAGGAGCAAUGGCAUACUUGUAUGUCAGCUUACUGUUUUUCAGAUGAGUUGCCAUGAACUAAAUUGCAUCUUAACAUUACAAAUCAAAGUCUGAUAUUUGACCAAAUUAUUUGUAUAGAUAUGCUAACUGGACUCAAGUUUCUUGGUACUGGGGUUUUAUUUUUUUUAAUUCUGCAUGACAACUUAUGGCAAGCAAGCUAUUCUCAAUGAAAACAGAAUUUCAAUCCAGGCUGGAGAAGUAUUAAUUAACAGAAUUAACUUGGGUCCUAUUACCCAAACCCAUACAAAUUUCUGCAUCUAAAACCAACUGAUACUUAAAAGUAGUGCUGUUUUUCAAAUGAGGUGCUGCCUUAGGAAUAAAAUGUUACGCCUGCACACUGUUCAAGAUUCAAGUUAUUCUUUACUACCAUCACCAAAACAGAAUAACUGCCUAGUUAUUUCUUGUUAAUGUGACUUUGAAACACAAAUUGGCUAUCAGAUACUUAGCAAUUUAGCAAUGACAGUGGUUUCCAGUUAAUUGGGCCAACAGGUAAUCUGGGCAGUUGCUUAUUUGGAACAAUUCUGUAAAAACAAAACAAAUUGAGAAAGUAGCUGUGAUUCCCUUAAUUUCAUUUGGCGCAUUGUGCUACUUAAUUUGGACAGGAAACUGUUGCUGAAUGGUUUCUAACUAGAGUUAGUUGUGUGCACUUGUGUGGCUGUUAGAUGCUACAUCGCACUUUGAGCAAACAGUUUUUAAAUAGCACAAGUGUGUGCUUGUGUUAUGUUAUCCAUUUGAUACUUCUGUUUACUAUUUUUACUUUGAAAAUGUUCAAACACUUACCAAGAUGCCAUGACAUCUACUGUAUCUACACUAGAUAUCUAUGCUGACUUUGUUCAAUUACAGUCAAUCAAAAGAACAUGGCAGCAUAUAUUGGAUGUAGGACAGAUAGCCAAAACAGUCUUAACACCACUGGCACCAACCUACCCACCAUCAAAGACAUGUAUACACAAAGGUGCGUGAAAAGAGCCAGUAAUCAUGGAUUGUCCCACCUUCAUUAGGGAGGAGAUGGCUAUAUAGCAUCCACACCAGGACCAUUGGAUUCAAAAGCAGUUAUUUGCCCGAGACAGUAAGGCUGAUCAACACCUCCACACACAAAUCCCCACCCCUCAACAUUAAUGGUUUAUUUCCUUUCAGUCAGCUUAUGUACAGACAUUCCUAUGCCUAACAUCUCUGGGCAUACGAACAAUCUUAUGUAUAACUAUGUAUUAUAUUUAUUGGUUUUUUUUUAUUAUUGCGUUCUUCAUCUUACUGAUUUUUUUUGUGCUGCAUCAGAUCCAGAAUAACAAUUAUUUCAUUCUCCUUUACAUAUGUGUACUGGAAAUAUCAUUAAACAAUCGAAUGAAUUUCUCCAUAAAUAACUAUUAGGAAAACACAGUUUUAUAGUACUGUAGUAAUAUUAGUAAUGUUCAAGUUAGGUCUGUAUUUUAUUUGAAUACGUAAUUUGUUGUUCGGUUAAAUUGUAGCUUGACUUUUUUUGAUGUCUUUUUAACUAUUUCCAUGAAACUUUGAUAAUUGGGGCAGCUGUUUAAUUGGGCCAAAAUAUACUGGUCCAAAUGUGUCCCAAUUAACCAGAAUCCACUGUAAUAGUGAAGCAUAAUGAAUAAAGGCAUUGUUUAAAUGCAGUUUGUUCUUUAGAAAAGGAACAAAACAAAAAAUACAAGAAAUGUGAGCAAAUUAUGAUGCUCUGAUUAUUGAGAGUGGUGAGGACAGGUACAUGAAUAGAUGGUCUUUUCCUGCAUGUUAGCAUACUAUGACCCAUGUGAAAUGUGAUAAAUGAAAUGAGACAAUCAAUACAGGUGCAAAAAUAAUCAAAGCCUAAUUUUAAAGAUUCUUAAAAUCAAGUUUAGGCAAAAUCAAACACAUUAGUUUUUCAUGGGACAGUGAUUGGAAUUGGAGUCUGGAUUCAGGGAAGGAAAGGUAGGUGCCCUAGUUGUUUAGAAUAAAAUUAGAACAAAAAAUAGGUCAGCAAUAAUUGUAACCGUUUCAGUCCUGUUGUUGGUCUAGUUUCUAGACCCUAAGUCCCAAACUGUGCCUGUAGAUGAACUGCAGCUAAGUCUAACAAUGACUAAACCUCAAAAGUACUCAAUUAGUUGCCAAGCACUGGAGAUCCUAAUAAGGACAUGCAAGGGUGUUAUAAUAAUAAAGCUGUCUUUUUCAGUUAUCAUUAUGCAAGCCCAGAUAUCUAACAAUCCACCAAUUCUUGAUCAUUUGUAUAGUUUCUCAGUUUAGCCAAUUUGUGGUAGAUCAUUUGUUUAACAAUGCAGUGUGGUAAGAUAAAGAAAAAACUGUAUGCCAUUCAUUCAAUUUUGUCAAUUAGUUUCAAGCAUCUGUUAUUCUAUAGGUCGAUUACACUCCUGCUUCAAAGGAUACCAUAUUGUAUGGAAUGACUUUUUUGUUUAAAGCUGAGUGGAUCAAAAUAAGUAUAAAGCCUUGGCUACAGGUUGUUUAUAUUAAAUGUGGAAUCUGAAUGUUGCUUUUGGUUUUGCCAAUAUCAGGAUACAACACGUGGAGUUGGUGCCAGCCUGUCCUCUGAUAGCUUAAAUAAAUCAUAGUUUUCAAAAUCUGUUCCACUUUUUCUUCAUUAUCACAAUUUAAACAAAUCCCAAAAUGAUCUGUUGGUCCAUCUGUGCAUUCCAUUUACUAGAAAUUGUUUAACAGCAUAUUCCCAUUUCACACCAAGAGAAUUGAACUUUUCCCACCAGUAAUCUGCCAGCAGGUUUUCUCUCAAUCGUUUAUUUGGACUUCAACAGAAACUGUUUUGUUUAAAAAAAGAUUAUUAGAAGCC
Molecule: messenger RNA, 6631 nt
Organism: Hypanus sabinus (Atlantic stingray)
Lineage: Eukaryota; Metazoa; Chordata; Chondrichthyes; Myliobatiformes; Dasyatidae
Gene: cdyl
Product: chromodomain protein, Y-like
Exons: 8
Coding region: 196-1899 (567 amino acids)
Cellular component (GO): nucleus
Molecular function (GO): transcription corepressor activity
Source: RefSeq, a predicted model, not a curated record